AUCUCUAACGGAGAGCAGGAGUAUCGCCCCGGCGGACAGUUGCGGCAGCCUUCUGGCUUGGAUAUUUUCAAUUUUUCUGGAUUUAGUCCCCCACAGAUAAAUUCCGGGAUGCCUUCAAAUGUACAAGGAGGGAAAGCCUUUGGACUGUUAAAGGAGCAGCAGCGGUCGAAAUUGGAAGAAAUAAACAAGGAAUACAUGGAAGACCAGAAAUACAGGGAUGAAGAGGACCUGCCGGAAAAAUUGGAAGGUCUUAAAAAUAAAUAUGCAGAGUUUGACCUGAAUGACCAAGAUGAGAUUGAUCUGAUGGGUCUGAAGCGGAUGAUGGAGAAGCUGGGCGUGCCCAAGACACACCUGGAGUUGAAAAAAAUGAUUGUCGAGGUGACGGGCGGCAGCAGCAACACCAUCAACUACAGGGACUUUGUCAAGAUGAUGCUGGGCAAGCGUUCAGCCGUGCUCAAACUAGUCUUGAUCUUUGAGGACAAAGCCAACGGCUCUCCCUGCAAACCAGACGGACCCCCUCCAAAGCGGGACAUUGCUAGCCUGCCUUAACCGUAGAUGUCAGCCUCAGGGCCGCUAGUGCAGCAGAGGGACCAUCGGUGGUUGCGUGAAAAAAGUCGUUCUCUUAACAUGUGGAGUGUUGUAUUAGUGUGGGACCAGUACUCGAGGAUGUUAUUUUGUGAUAUACGGUGUGCAAGGUGUUUGUUAUUUGGAAGGCUAAGCCCACAACUCACUAAAUGAUGUUUGACUGUGAAUAUUAUUAUUCAUUUUUCCUUUAAUUGAAAUGUAGCAUUGGUAGUUGUAAUCUGCUUGAUACAUGACAUUUUGUAGUAAGUGUUUCAUGGUUCAUCUACUCUAUUUUAAGGGAAGACUCCAGAAAUCAUCCAGAAGUUGUUUUUCCUGCUUUGAUUUGUUUUUGGGAUGCAUUGCUUUGAUGCACGUUUCAUUUUAAAUGAAGCGAGAGUAGGUUGCUUUUGGAGAAGCACAAGGAAAAGAAGCAGUUUUUUCUAACACAUUUUUGCACUGUCCUCAGUGGUCUUGGAUGGAUUCCUGCCAGACUAAUCUUGGUCAGCGUCUCGCUUUUAGAUCAGGUGCCAGAGAUUACAGGCCCAGCCCAUUUCCUCUGGGUCAAAGUCGUCAUCCCUCAGAGCCAGAAUACUGAUCUGGAAUCAGUAACUAGGUUAUCAUGGCCAACUCAUGAUCUGAAAACAUGUUUUUUGUAGAUGACUGUAUGCGUUUUUAACAUUCACUCACUAGUUGAGAGAAGAAUAGGAGAUCAUGUUGACCAUGGGACUUUCAGUUUCAGUAUGUGGGCUUGGAAAGCAGCAAAUCUGACUCUGUUUUUUACAUCUGUAAAGUUAAGCACAUGUUAAUUUUGGAAGGAGUGUGAUUUACAGGCACACAAGCGUAACAAAUGUACAUAAUAUACGACACACAGUACAAUCAUAUUCUUUCCAAGUGCCUCAACAUGCAGAUACUGUAGAGUGAGGGAGUGCACACAAGUGUUCAGUUUCAGCAGUCGCUUCAGCGUACUAAUUCCAGAAAACAGUGAAUUUGUUAUUUGGUGAGAUAGUUUUGAUGAUGUUUGUUGAAUUAUAUUGAUAUGGUGUUUCCACGACGUUCUGAGUGAUUGAAGUUCACAAGUGUGGGAUUUUUUAAAUGUAGUUUUCUCCUUUUCUUACCAUUACUUUUUUUAAAUGUCCCAGCAAGCGGUUUGUUGGGUGAUUUGACUGUCUAGGUUACCCUGUGCUUGUUUUGCAAUGCAUACAUGUGUUAUGUCAGUUUCUCUUUGAUUCAUUUCCCUCAUGUUUUUUAAAUCUGCUAACCUUCCCUCUCUGUUGAACUGGGUUCAUUGUCCUGUGAAUUCUGUAAUUUGUGCCUCAGUGUUCCUGUAACUCACGCUACUUACUGUGAAUUUGGUACUUGUAGUAUUCUUAACCCACUUAACGUGUUUUAAUCUAUUAUGUUAUUUUGUUUUCAGUCUGAUAGGUAUCUUCUCUUAUCUUUUAAUGUUAAGAUUCACAUUGCUUGCAGACACCAAAGGAAUUAAAAAUUCUUCUGACACUG
Centropristis striata (black sea bass) is the source of this 2064-nucleotide messenger RNA. It is a transcript of the gene aif1l, whose product is annotated as allograft inflammatory factor 1-like. Lineage: Eukaryota; Metazoa; Chordata; Actinopteri; Perciformes; Serranidae. Bases 109 to 549 code for a protein of 146 amino acids. Gene Ontology annotation, cellular component: actin filament; ruffle membrane. Gene Ontology annotation, molecular function: actin filament binding; calcium ion binding. The record is from RefSeq and is a predicted model, not a curated record. Gene Ontology annotation, biological process: actin filament bundle assembly; ruffle assembly. The transcript has 6 exons.